Aspergillus brunneoviolaceus CBS 621.78 is the source of this 1024-nucleotide messenger RNA. RefSeq lists its product as uncharacterized. The record is from RefSeq and is a predicted model, not a curated record. NCBI's taxonomy places the organism in Eukaryota, Fungi, Ascomycota, Eurotiomycetes, Eurotiales, Aspergillaceae. Bases 125 to 1024 code for a protein of 299 amino acids. The transcript has 2 exons.
CUCUUCAAUUCAUUGUCAUUGAAUUCAACCUUACCAAGCUCCACUUGCUCUUCACUCAUCCACUCUGCUGAGCACUACACUAUAAUCCCUACGUUCUGACUCCUCGACGAACGCCCCCAUCAAAAUGCCCUCCAAAAGCAACAACAACAACUACACCGACCCCGAACUCCGCCAGGAGGUCAAAGAGGAAGUGCAGCAGGGCGACAAGGGCGGGAAACCCGGCCAAUGGUCUGCGCGGAAGGCCCAACUCACGGCCCAAGAAUACAAAUCCCGGGGCGGGGACUACACGACCAGCAAGGACGAGCAGUCGCAAUCCCAGCGGAACCUGUCGCAGUGGGGCGCGGAGGACUGGGUGACCAAGGAAGGGUCGGGGACGGCCAAGACCGACGAGAGCGCGGCGGACGGCGGGCCGCGCAAGCGGUAUCUGCCCCGCGAGGCGUGGGAGGAGAUGAGCGAGGGGGAGAAGGAGGCGACGGAGAGGAAGAAGGUGGAGGAGGGGAGGAAGGAGAAGAAGCAGUUCGUGGGGAAUACGGAGGGGGCGAAGAGGAAGAGGGGGGAAGUUUCGAGACGGACUGGGGCUAAGGAUAAGGAUAAGGAUAAGGAUAAGGAUGAGGAUGAGGAUGAGGAUGAGGAUGAGGAUGAGGAUGAGGAUGAGGAAGAGGAAGAGAAUGAGGAAGAGGAGGGGGAGGGGGAUGGAAAGGGUGAGGGUGAGGAGAAGGAGGAGGGCGAGGAGAAAGGGAAGGGUACUGCUAAGGGUGCUGCUAAGGGGAAGAAGGAUGUGAAGAAAGAUACCAAGAAGGAAGAUGGGGAUAAGAAAGACCAGCAAGGGGAUGAGGAGCAAAAGGACGGGGAGAAUAAAGACGAGGAGUUAGAUGAGGAUGAUGAGGAGUACCAAGAAGAAGAAGAAGGGGAAAGAGAAGACGAAGACGAGGAAGAAGAAGAAGAAGGAGUGGAGCAGCAGGUGGGCGAUGAUGAGGAAGCGGAAGGCGAUGCCCCCGACAAAAAGAAGCAAAAGACGAAGUAA